AUGGGAAUCCACGAGAAGGAGUGCCAAACUUCAAUACAACAAGAACAGCACGAGAUUGUUAAACAACUAUCAGUGCAAGAGCGGGACCAAAGAGAAGAUAAAGAUCAUCAAGAGGAGCAAAAACAACAACAAAAUAACAUUAUUGUUGCAGUACCCGUGGCUCCGUCUUCGUACGUGGGAUCAGAGAACUAUGGAUUCAAGACACCAACAUCUUCAGAUCACAAGAUUCCAAUGAUCCUAGAAUGCCCAGGUGCACCGAGGAAGCCAGCCACAAAAGUGAUGAAACGUAAAGCAUGUAACCCAAGAAUUGUGCGUAAUCUUUCCAAAGAGUUUGAAUCACGCCGUUACUGGUAG
Molecule: messenger RNA, 354 nt
Organism: Gastrolobium bilobum
Lineage: Eukaryota; Viridiplantae; Streptophyta; Magnoliopsida; Fabales; Fabaceae
Product: cyclin-dependent protein kinase inhibitor SMR3-like
Exons: 1
Coding region: 1-354 (117 amino acids)
Biological process (GO): regulation of DNA endoreduplication
Source: RefSeq, a predicted model, not a curated record